Molecule: messenger RNA, 2406 nt
Organism: Cylas formicarius (sweet potato weevil)
Lineage: Eukaryota; Metazoa; Arthropoda; Insecta; Coleoptera; Brentidae
Gene: Gas8
Product: dynein regulatory complex subunit 4
Exons: 7
Coding region: 40-1467 (475 amino acids)
Biological process (GO): cell motility
Cellular component (GO): motile cilium; microtubule; Golgi apparatus
Molecular function (GO): small GTPase binding; microtubule binding
Source: RefSeq, a predicted model, not a curated record
UUUAAGGGCAUACGAUUCCCGACUACCGUGCCCAGCGAGAUGCCGCCCAAAAAGAAAGGAGGAGGCAAAAGCGGAGGAGGCACCGUCAUCGACGGCGUCGACACGACGCAGAUGACGCGCGAACAGCUGGAGGUUUUCUGCCGUCGCAUCAAGGAGGAAAACGAGCGGGAACGCGAGGAACGAAAUUUUUUCCAAAUGGAACGUGACAAGCUGAGGACGUUCUGGGAGAUAACCAAGAACGAGCUGGAGGAGGCCAAGGCGAAGCUGAGGAACAAGGAUCGUGAAAUCGAAGAGGCGGCCGAGAAAAACGAACAGGAGCUCAAGUUUUACAAGCAGAAGGUCAAGCACCUCCAGUACGAGCACCAAAACGAUCUGACCGAGAGCAAGGCGGAGGCGUUAGUGUCGCUGAAGGUGGCGCAAGACGAACACGCGGCUCAGGAACGGGAGCUCCUCGCGGAUAAAAAGCACCUCAAGCGGCGAAUCAGGGAGAUGGAAGACGCUCACAGGGACCAAAUCAAAAAUCUAAAAAUGGGCCACGAGGAGGACGUGACGGCGACGAGGAACGCGUUCGAGGAGAAAGCCAAAGAGUUAGAGAUCAAGUACGAGAAAAAGUAUGCGGAGCUGAGGGCGCAGCUGGAGUCGAUGCACGACGUGGAGAUGUCGGAGGUGGAGGAGCGGAAAAACAACCAGAUCGAGGAGCUGAAGAGGCACCACGAGCGCGCGUUCAACGAAAUGAAAAACUACUACAACGACAUCACGCUGAACAAUUUGGCGCUGAUCAGCAGCCUCAAGGACCAAAUGGAGACGCUGCGCAGGCAAAACGAACGGACGAGCAGGCACGCGACUGAACUCGCGGCCGAAAACAAGAAACUCGCGGAACCCCUGAAGACGGCCCUUGAGGACGCGAAGGAGUACAAGAGACGGCUGCAGAACUACGAAAAGGACAAAGUGUCGUUAGCGAACACCAGGGCUAACCUGCGGCAGACGCUGAAAGACCUGGAGACGCUACGAUGGUCCAACGAUGCCCUGCAGCUGCGAUUCGACAAGCUCCAGGCGGAACGAGACGAGCUCCACGAUCGGUUCGUCGAGGCCGUGCUCGAGGUGCAGCAAAAGACGGGCGUAAAGAACGUGCUGCUCCAGAAACGGAUUCAGACGCUGAGCCAGAUGGCCGAGCAUAAGGAGGUGAUUAUCGGGGAGAUGAGCGCGGCCCUCAAGAAGCCCCCGGAGAGGAGCAACCAAAAACUGGAGGAAAUCCUGGCGAAGAAGAACGCGACCAUCAGCGACCUACAAUACGAGCUGGCGAGGGUAUGCAAGGCGCACGACGAUCUUCUCGAGACGUUCGAGGAGAAACUGAUGACGUACGGCAUCCCCAAGACGGAAAUGGGGUUCGCGCCGCUGAGGACGGUGCCCGACGGGCAAGCUGCUGCGGCUCGAGGCCCCGCCGGCUUGGUGGCGCAGAACAAAUGACGGUUUCUCACGCAAUAAAAAUGCCGCGGAUGCGAGCGUGCUUUUUUUGUGUUCGACAAGCGACGCGUCCAAACUUCCGCCGCGAAUCCGCGGAACCGAAAGCCCCCCCGGUUGACGCAGAAAUGGGGGAAAAACGAAUAAAAUACAAUGAACGUCAGGACUAAUUACGAGAACUUUUAAAGCGGCAUUUUUUACAAUACUCUGCAGCAACCAGAUAGAUUGCAAUUGAUGAAAACGUAAUAUUACAUUGCCAACAAAAGUUAAAAACUAAUUUUACGUGCUCUAAAAUAAAAAAUCCUGAAAGUUGUAGUGAACUGCGACCUACUAGCAUAUCACCAAUCCUUUCCAAGAUUACAGAAAAUAUUAUGUAACAAAAAAACAAAGUAUAGGGUUAGUAGCCAAGUUUUUUUUCCAAGUGACGUAUAAAACAAAACACUAUCAAUUUUUCGACAAUUUUCUGUGUAUUUAAUAUAAUAAAUAGAAUAUAAGUAAUAGAAUAUCUCAAAUCGGCAAAAAUAAGAAAUUUUUAUAUAACUUCAAACAGUGCCGUCACUGACUGCAACAACAAUAAUUAUUUACAAAUUACAGUAGAAAAAAAAAACACUAUUCUAAAUACUGCUAUAUUUUCCUGAACACAUUUCUCAUACACUCUAAUUGUAAUGUGUAUUGUAUUGUAUUUAGUAACGUUUCCGGAUUGUCUCUGAACUGGAUUUUUAUUUCGUGUAUUUGUGUAGGAACGAACUUUCAUCAGUCCAUAAAAUGGUUUUAAAAAAUUAUUAUUUUCAUUAUGUCUGUUUGAAAAAUCCAAAAAAAACUGCAUCCUCCUUUGACAUUAUUGUGCACUUAAUGUACAUGAUGUAGGCUUAUGUCAAAAAAAAAACUUGGCUACUAACCCUACAUUUUAUUUUUUUGUUUAUUUUGAUAUCUCUAAAAACGAAA